Molecule: messenger RNA, 777 nt
Organism: Fusarium poae
Lineage: Eukaryota; Fungi; Ascomycota; Sordariomycetes; Hypocreales; Nectriaceae
Exons: 6
Coding region: 1-777 (258 amino acids)
Biological process (GO): succinate transmembrane transport; thiosulfate transport; phosphate ion transmembrane transport
Molecular function (GO): sulfate transmembrane transporter activity; succinate transmembrane transporter activity; antiporter activity
Source: RefSeq, a predicted model, not a curated record
AUGGUUUCCCAAAAGAAAACAAAGGAGCCCUUUUGGCUUGGUGGUGCUGCCGCCUGCAUCCCAUCUCUAUGGACUGGUCUAUCAGCUUCCAUCCUUCGUCAAGGAACAUACUCGACUGCUCGCUUUGGCUUCCAUACAUACUUCUCAGACAAGCUUAGAGGAUAUACAGGCAAGCAACUGUCAGUCACACAAAACAUCGCCUGUGCAGGUGUCGCAGGUGGUGUCGCAGGACUAGUCGGUAAUCCAGCUGAGGUUGUCCUCGUUCGCAUGUGUGCAGAUGGCGCAAAGGCACCUGGACAACAAUUUGGAUACAAUCAUGCUUUGGAUGCUUUGACCAGAGUUUACAGUGAAGAGGGCAUGAUGGCGUUCUGGAAGGGUCUCGUUCCCAACAUUGCGAGGAGUGCUUUGAUGAAUGUUUCUCAGAUUGCUACAUACGCGUCUGCUAAGCAAUAUCUGCUUGCUAGUGGCUUUGGAGAUGACACAAAAACCCAUGCCGUUUCAUCCCUAGCAGCUGGAACAAUGGCGACAACCAUCUGCGCCCCAGCUGAUGUUCUCAAGAGCCGAAUGCAAUCCAACGCUGGCAAAGAAGGUCUAGCACAAGUUCUCAGAGCCGGUCUUCGCGAAGAAGGUCCUCGGUUCCUCAUGAGGGGAUGGACUCCUGCUUGGCUACGACUUACACCACAUACUGUUUUGACAUUUGUGUUUAUGGAGAAAUUGCGACAGCUUACAUCUUUUGACUGGCUGGGUGGAAUGCAAGAGAAGGAAACUCUUGGCUAA